Molecule: messenger RNA, 803 nt
Organism: Verruconis gallopava
Lineage: Eukaryota; Fungi; Ascomycota; Dothideomycetes; Venturiales; Sympoventuriaceae
Exons: 2
Coding region: 203-751 (182 amino acids)
Source: RefSeq, a predicted model, not a curated record
CAAAUCUUGAACGCGUUUAGGCCCACAAUCAGGACCUUGAGACUAAAUCAGGGUACCUUUAGAGCGGAAGUCUUCCUUGCCGGGAGUCGUUCGUGGUUGGGCACCAUCUUAUUUAUGUUCAGACCUUACCACGAAUAAGAUUUUUUCUUUGACAAAACAUCUAACUUACAGCGCACAAGCUCAAUCGUUGUAGUUGCAAGCAAUGGAAAAUCUCGUGCUUGGACAAUCGGCUAUGGCUAUCCCACUGAAAAGUCCGAUGGUGCAGGAUGUUCUUCAGAAACUCAACUCGAUUGGAGCCGACUUCGUUUGGAUCUUUGCUGUAUAUGAAGAGCAAAAGCGUAUCAAUAAGGAGUUGAAGGAUGAAAUUACCAACGUCUCAGCUUCCCACGAACUUCUACGCCAGACAUAUGAUCUUGCAGAACAGAAGAUCACGUCGCUUGAGUCUCGGCUAUACAACAGCUGCAAUGAUACAAGCGAUAGCUACACCGAAGUUUCUUUGGAAAGCUCAACUAGAGAAAAGAUAAAGGACCAGCAAGAUCAGAUAUCCUAUCUCGUAGCGGAGAGCCGCAGGGUGGAACGCAGACAUAAGGCUGAAAUGGCGGCAAUGGCUGAGAUCACCACGAAAUACGAAGAGGCUCUGGCGCAUAUGAGUGCUUUGGUUGCUGCCGGCGCAAAGAAGAUAGCAGAGCUUGAAGCGGGAGGCGAAUCUCAAACCAGCGAUCUUGAGAUGAAUAAAUGUGAAGAGGCUUGAGUUGUGCUUGUUUGCUACAGUGUUCGAUCUCAUUCAAUGAAGAUUGUUUCUG